Molecule: messenger RNA, 1758 nt
Organism: Endocarpon pusillum Z07020
Lineage: Eukaryota; Fungi; Ascomycota; Eurotiomycetes; Verrucariales; Verrucariaceae
Exons: 4
Coding region: 1-1758 (585 amino acids)
Source: RefSeq, a predicted model, not a curated record
AUGACUUCGCUCGUCCCGACGACGUCUUCAGCUAUAUCGACACCGAGAGCAGAUAAACAGGUGCAACCAGUGAUUGUCUCCGUUGAGGUCGUAGAGCCUGAAUGCCGUUCCGUCAUUGCGCUUCGAAGCGAGAGUGAUACAUCAAAAUGGUACGGGCCAGCGGAACCUGACAAUGAAGGCUCCUCCAUCGCCCAAGAUGCCUACAGGAAAGCAGUACACUUUUGCCAGAAAGAGCUCAAAGGCGACCAGAACGGACAAUCUAUUUGGCUCGAUGAUCAGACAUCCAUGUCCGACGUGUUGAAAAUUGUCAGUGAUGCGGCGAUGAGAUAUGACUUGAAGAAAUCGCACAGCAGCAGCGUCAAGGUUAAGGCCAACAAGAUACUGAAUAUGGUUGCGACAAGAGUAACACACUACGGCAACGUCUUCGAUGUGCUGGCGCAGCAUCAUCCCGAGUAUGUUGCCCUUGCUUGGGGGGCCAUGAAAUUUCUCUUCGUGGUGACCCUAAAUCAUCAAGAGCUGAUCAUGCGGAUCGCUUCUGCAUUUACAGAGAUUGGGGACAUAUUGCCUCAGGUUGAGAUGUCUGCUAAUCUAUAUCCGAACGAAUUUAUCAAACACGCGGUUGCAAAUCUCUACGCUCAGAUACUGAAGUUCUGUAAGAAGGCCACCAAAUGGUAUAAGCGUAGCAGAGUAAUGCACGCGCUCGUCGCCAUAACGAAACCAUACGAACUCGAGUUCAAAGAUGUUGUGGAUCAGAUCAAGCUGCACGCACAGAAGAUACAGCAUCUUUCCAAUGUAUCCUGUCAAGCGGAGAUGAGAGAUAUGCACAUAACUCUCCGGCAAAUCCAAAAUACUAUGAGUCGCAUCGCUUCCGGAAAUGAAGGGACGCCUUUGCCGCCUGGUCAGAAGUCUACCCAGAGUAUCACGCCAAAGAAAGGACGUCUUCUUUUGGAGAAUGUUGAACGCUAUCUCUCGUCUAGCAUACAGAGCCCCGAAGAAAGUCUGCGGAGCGGUUGCGUAUUCCGAGACCGGCGUAGAUCAAGAGGCUCUUCCAAGAUCUCACCGUCUGUUUGGCUUUCUGAAAGCCUGCAUAAAUGGGCCUCGGAAUCAAGAUCAUCUCUCUUGCAAAUAACCGGGUCCGUUGUCACCAGCUCUGCCUGCGAAGACUUUGCUCUUGACAUUAUCACGCUUGCGCGCUCAGCCGGACUACCUGUCGUGUGGGCUCUUCAAUCAAGCAUAAACUCUGUUACGUCCACAGUCGUUGUUACUGAUAUUGUGAAAUCGUUAAUUCGACAAAUUCUCCUUCAGCACGCGGUCAAGUUCGCUACGAAAUCAAGUUUGACUGAAGAAUGCUUUGCACGCUGUGCUACAGUGCGCGACUGGCUACACAUCUAUGCUAUACUGUUGAGCGAGAGUUCAUGCACAUUUAUCGUCGUCCAGGGGGACGAAAAUAUGGCAGAGGUUAUGAUUGAGCUGGGACGAGUUUGGAAAGAGAUUUCGGACCGAAAUAUUUGGGCGGCUGUAAAAAUGGUCAUCGUCAGCCACGGUCUCGGACCUGGCAACGAUCUUCGUCCAUACAUUGGGGCUAAUUGCUUCACUGUCUCCCUGAAUGAAGGCCGACGACCUGGGUUGGGAAGAGGGGUCCCACCAGGUGCACGGAGAGUCUCUCGCCGCUUCCCGAAUUUGCAGAGCGCUGGGGCUGAGCAGCUCCGUCCGCUGUUAAUGGAGCUGUUAGCUGCAGAGCCACCACGGACAACAUGA